CUUACACUUCAUUGUAAUCUUUGUCACGUUGAUUCAGAGGAUCGAGGACAAGUUCACAAGUUAUUUCUUCCAAUAAGAAAGGGACAAUAUUGUUGCAGUCCUGACAUCUUAACAAACUCAAUGUUUUUUGCAGAUUUCACGAAGUGAAGAAUGCUGUAGACAUCAGCCAUGUUUGAUGAGAAUCGUAAAGUAUGGGUGCCCCAUCUAGAGCAUGGAUUCCAGCUCGGUAGAGUCAUUGAUAUUGGGGUUGAUGGUAUCACCGUUCAGCCUGUCGACUCGGGGAAGGCUGUGAGUGCAUCGUAUGAUCGAGUGUUCCCUGCAGAAGACGAUGAAGCUAAAUCAGUGGACGAUAAUUGUUCCUUGAUGUACCUUAAUGAGGCCACAUUGCUCAAUAACCUACGGCUGCGUUACAAGAAAAAUGGGAUCUAUACGUAUGUGGCAAACAUCCUCAUCGCUGUCAACCCCUACAAGGAGAUGGGAGAUCUGUAUUCAUCUGGCAACAUCAAAAAAUAUCAGGGAAAAUCGCUGGGCACGUUACCACCGCAUGUAUUUGCUAUAGCUGAUAAAGCAUACCGUGAGAUGAUAACUUCAAAACAAAGUCAAUCCAUCAUAGUGAGCGGUGAAUCAGGUGCAGGCAAGACAGAAUCUACCAAGUAUAUACUCAGGUAUCUAACAGAAUCUCAUGGACAAAGUGCAGGGAUCAUAGAGCAAAGAAUCAUUGAAGCUAACCCACUCCUGGAAGCCUUCGGCAAUGCCAAGACAGUCAGGAACAACAACAGUAGUCGCUUCGGGAAGUUCAUGGAGAUGCACUUUGGUGAUAAGCAUAAUGUCGUCGGGGGCUAUGUAUCCCACUACCUGCUGGAGAAACCGCGUGUUUGUUGGCAGAACGUUGAGGAGAGGAACUACCAUAUAUUCUACUAUCUCUGUGCCGGCGCCCCUGACGAUCUGCGCGCCAAGCUGUGCAUCAAAACCCCAGACGAUUAUCAGUACUUACGGAACGGAAUUACUCAGUACUUUGCAGGCAAAGAGUCUCAGAAGCAGCUGAAUCAGAAAGAAGACAGACAGAGUAAAGUGUACAAGAAGAAGGGAGCGCUGCAUGACAUCCAGGUGGACGAUUACCGCGGAUACCAGAGAGUCGUAGAUGCGCUCAAGAAGAUCGGCCUCAAGGCCCAGGAGGAGUUUGACAUCCUGAGGAUCGUAGCCUGUGUCUUGCACCUUGGUAACAUCGCAUUCACGGGAAGCGACAGUCAGGAAGGUGGGUGUAAUGUUUCACCAGAUGCCAAGGAGUCGUUGAAGUUUGUAGCCGGACUCAUCAAAGUUGAUGGGAAUGAAUUGGAGCAAUCUCUUACAUCUCGUACCAUGCAGGCCAGGGGUACAGUCAUCAAAGUACCAUUGAAGAAGGAUCAAGCGUCCAAUGCCCGUGAUGCCUUGGCUAAAGCAAUCUACUCCCAUCUCUUUGAUCAUAUCGUGUCCCGCAUCAAUGAUUGCUUCCCCUUCAAGUCCUCCGCUAACUUCAUCGGCGUCCUCGACAUCGCUGGGUUCGAGUUCUUCACCCUCAAUAGCUACGAGCAGUUCUGUAUCAACUACUGCAAUGAGAAGCUCCAGCAGUUCUUUAAUCGUAGAGUACUGAAAGAGGAGCAAGAAUUGUAUGAAAGGGAAAGUCUUGGUGUGAACACAGUUACGUAUGUGGAUAACCAAGACUGUAUAGAUCUAAUUGAACUCAAACCCAAUGGUAUUUUAGACCUGCUAGAUGAAGAGAGUAAAUUACCCAAAGCAAGUGCAAACAACUUCACUCAUAAUGUACAUCAGAAACAUAAAUCGCACUUCAGGUUGGCUAUACCUCGUAAAUCCAAGUUGACAGCUCAUCGUAACCUGAGGGACGAUGAAGGAAUCCUUAUACGUCAUUUUGCUGGAGCUGUGUGCUAUCAGACCAGUGAAUUCAUAGAGAAGAAUAACGAUGCCUUGCAUGCUUCGUUGGAGGUUGUGAUAAGAGAUUGCAAAGAUCCGUUCUUGACCAGUCUCUUCCCGAUCAAGGAGCCUCCCAAGGGACGUGGCGGUCAGAAUGUUCAGAAACUGGCCUUCGACAGUGUCGGCAAUAAGUUCAAGGUACAACUCAACCAGUUAAUGGAGAAACUACAAAGUACUGGGUCUUCCUUCGUACGUUGUAUCAAGCCGAAUGGAAAGAUGGUGGACAAUUUGUUUGAAGGGGGUCAGAUUCUGAGUCAGCUGCAGUGCUCAGGAAUGGUGACUGUCCUGGAGUUGAUGCAGGGAGGUUUCCCAUCCCGCACACAGUUCUCAGAUCUGUAUAAUAUGUACAAGCAGUACAUGCCAGCGGAGUUGGUUCGUCUGGAUCCGAGGCUCUUCUGCAAGGCUCUCUUUCACGCCCUGGGCCUUGAUGAGAAUGACUAUCAAUUUGGCCUCACCAAGGUGUUCUUCAGACCGGGCAAGUUUGCGGAAUUCGAUCAGAUGAUGAAGUCUGAUCCAGAGCAUCUCAAAGUCCUGAUCAAGAAGGUUCGACGCUGGCUCAUCUGUACCCGUUGGAAGAGAGGACAAUGGGGAACAUUGAUGGUCAUUAAGUUGAAGAACAAGAUCUUGUAUCGUCGUGCUGCGCUGAUCAAGAUACAGAGCACCAUUAGGAUGUUCCUAGCGAUGCGCAAACACAGACCAAGGUACAAGAGCCUCAUGCAAGUCCGCACACUCAGCAAGGAACUCAACAAGCUGGCCCAAGUUGCGAAGACAAUUAAAGACAAACAAGCUCAGCAACAAGUCGCUGCAACUAGCAAGGCUUUAGAAGAUCUCAUUGUCAAGAUAAAGACGACCGUCAUGACCAGGAGACAGAUGGAGGACGCCUACCUAAACCUGUCCAAUCAGAUGAGGAAGCAACUCCUGGACCUGAUCAACAAGAAAAAAGCGGAGGACGCCGAGGCGGAGAGACUCCGCAAGAUACAAGAAGAGAUGGAAAGGGAGCGGAAGAGACGAGAAGAGGAAGAGAGAAAGAGGAAGGCCGAGGAAGAAGAGAGAGAAAGGAAGAAGAAGCAGGAGGAAGAAGAAAAGAGAUUGAAAGCAGAAAUGGAAGCAAAGCGCCUCAAGGAGGAGGAGGAGCUUCGUAUCAAACUGGAAGAAGAGAGGAAAAGAUUAGAAGCAGAGAAAAGGCAAAUAGAAGCAGAUAGACAAAAGCUGGAAGAGAUGCAGCGACAAGCAGAAGAAGAGCAACGUAGAAGGGAGGAGCAGGAACGUCGUGACUAUGAAUUAGCCCAGCGUCUCUCUGAGGAAGCCAACUCUCAGGUGAUUGCAGAGGAGUCUCUUGUAGCUCGAGUCGAGGCAUCAGUAACUGCAUCACCUGUUCACAAUAAAUCACUACCAGUAUCAAACCCAACAUCCCCAAGAGUAUCUCCUCAAACUCAGUCACCAUCCCAGGCCAUUUUCGCUGAAGCGACUGUUGUUCAGGCCGCAGCACCGACCAAGUCACUUGAUCUAACAACGUGGAAGUAUGCUGAUCUGAGAGAUACUAUCAACACAUCAACUGACAUCACACUGCUGUCUGCCUGCAAGGAGGAGUUUCAUCGUCGUCUGAAGGUCUACCAUGCCUGGAAGAUGAAGAACAAGAAGGUUGCCCCUGGCAACAAGGAUGGCCCUGAAAGAGCUCCGCAAUCUAUCUUUGAUAGCGCACAGCAGUAUAACCGGCUUGCCCCUCCCCCUAAGACUACGAAGGCACCCCCGACCAAUCAGAAUAUCCAGCGUUUCUUCAGGGUACCUUUCACCGUGACAGAAUCGGUGGCCCCGGGGCAGAUGCCCGAGAGGGGCUGGUGGUACGCUCAUUUUGAUGGUCAAUGGAUUGCUCGUCAAAUGGAAUUACAUCCAACCAAGGUCCCGGUUCUUCUUGUUGCGGGUAAAGACGAUGAGAACAUGUGCGAGAUGAGCCUCGAAGAGACCGGGCUUACACGACGCCCAAACGCAGAGAUCGUCGAGCGCGAGUUUGAGGAGCCGUGGAAGCAGAGCGGCGGUCACGAGUACCACCUGACCGCGGUCCGCAACAAGCAAGCUAGGCCAACCUGGGCAACGCAGAGCUUGAAAACACGUUAACGCUCACCAACUUUCUUUAGCUUUGAUCUGCACUCUGCUUCAUAGGUCUUUUUGUGUAUUGAAAUCAUUGUUGUGAAUCAGAAUUAGCUUCUUCACUUUAGGGCUUUAUCCCAGUUUUCAGGUGCACUGAGGCCCUUUGCAGAAAGAAUUGCGUUUAAA
Molecule: messenger RNA, 4242 nt
Organism: Lytechinus variegatus (green sea urchin)
Lineage: Eukaryota; Metazoa; Echinodermata; Echinoidea; Temnopleuroida; Toxopneustidae
Product: unconventional myosin-VI-like
Exons: 29
Coding region: 169-4083 (1304 amino acids)
Biological process (GO): actin filament organization; endocytosis; vesicle transport along actin filament
Cellular component (GO): endocytic vesicle; actin cytoskeleton; cytoplasm
Molecular function (GO): ATP binding; microfilament motor activity; actin filament binding
Source: RefSeq, a predicted model, not a curated record